CGUCAAAAAUCAAAAAGAAUCAAACUUAAUUGAUUCAUGAAAUUUUUAUUUUCGUGUAGUUAUAAUUGUUAAAAUUUAUAUAUAUUUUUUUUACAAAUUUUGAAAAAAUGUCUGUAGAGUAGUAAAAUUAUGAAUUAAAUUUAUACAGUUUAGCAUUUUAAUGCAUUGUAGGAUUAAUUCUGACGAGAACAAGAUGUUAGAAUUCGGUCAAAGUCAAUAAUUACAGAAUAUAAACAAUAUCUAUUCCUAACUUAUUACUAUUGAGAUAAAAUGGAAAACGGCACCUUGAAUAAUGAACAAAAAAAAGCAUUGGCAGAAUUUAUUGAAGUUGUAAAUCGUAUGAGAAAGGUUCAAAAUAAACCUUUGAUAUCUCAAUCAACAGCAAUAAAAUUUUUGUGUGCCAGGAAGUUUGAUGUCGCAAGAUCUAUAAUUUUACAUGAACAACAUGAAGAAACAAGACUACGAGAAGGCUUAUUUAACUUUAGCUGUGCAGUUGAACCAUUAAAAAGUGAACUGCAAACCCAAAAAUUUACAAUUUUGCCAACUCGAGAUUCAACUGGUGCUGCAAUUGCUAUAUUUACAGCCCGAUAUCAUACUCCAAAUUUUUCAUCUCAUCAAACUACUUUACAAGGAAUUGUUUAUCAACUGGAUAUAGCUCUUGAAAAUAUCAAAACUCAACGAUGUGGACUUGUUUUCAUUUAUGAUAUGUCUGAUUCUAAGUAUGCAAAUUUUGAUUAUGAUUUAAGUCAAAAAAUCUUGACACUUCUAAAGGGAGGAUAUCCAGCCAAACUGAAAAAAGUACUAAUUGUUACAGCUCCAUUAUGGUUUAAAGCACCAUUUAAAAUUCUAAGGCUGUUUGUAAGAGAAAAAUUAAGAGACAGAGUAUUUACAAUAAGUUUACCACAGUUGACUCAGUACAUUCCCAGAGAAUCAUUGCCAAAACACUUAGGUGGCACUAUUGACAUUGAUCAUAAUAAAUGGUUAACUUAUUGUUUAAACUAUAUGACGAAUAGUGAGAAAUAUGGAAGUUCGGAUAUGUCCGAACACAUAUGUAAUUCAAAUAAUACUAAAAAAGAAGUUGAUCCUGAUCCUAAAGUGAAUAACGUAAUUGGUGAAAACAAUAUUGAAAGAAGUGCAAUAGUUAAAAAUAAUUUAUCGUCAGGUUGGACAUGCAAUACAGCCAAUUCAAGAGAAGAAAGCUCUCCAAUGCCUACUUCAUCAGUUAGCAGUGGGUUUUCAGACGAUGACAGUUUGCGUUGUGAUUCUAGUCAAAGUUUAACCAUUAGUCAAUUUAUUGAUCAUGUAUUAAAGAAAAAGAGAACUGGACUUAUGAAAGAAUAUGAAGAAAUUAAAACUCGAUCACCAGAUGGAACCUUUACUGCUUCUAGGGUGCGGGCAAAUUUGUUGAAGAAUCGUUAUACGGAUGUGCUAUGCUAUGACCAUACAAGAGUGUUGUUAGCUCAAUCAGAUAACGAUCCUCUAUCAGAUUAUAUUCAUGCUAAUUUUGUAGAUGGUUACAAGCAGAAAAAUGCAUUUAUUUCAACUCAAGGACCUUUACCACACACAUGUGCUGAUUUCUGGCGAAUGAUCUGGGAACAACAAGUACUUGUAAUUGUAAUGACUACUAAAGUUUUUGAAUGUGGGAAGGUCAAAUGUGAACAAUAUUGGCCUCCUGAAGAAUCAUCUGAAGAUCAAAUGUAUCACAAUUUUAAAAUAUCAACAAAUUCUGUUAAUAAAUUUGAUAACUAUGUUGUCACAAGACUUGAAAUCACAUACACUAAUACAAAUGAAGUUAGACAAGUUUCUCAUUUUCAAUUUAAUUCAUGGCCUGAUUUUGGUGUUCCGCAUAGUGCAGUAGCUAUGUUGGAUUUUCUUGGUAAAGUGAGAAAGUGUCAAUCAUCUAUGUUACAAGUUCUUGGAGAUAAAUGGGCAGGUCAUCAAAAAGGACCACCUAUUGUAGUGCAUUGUUCUGCUGGCAUUGGAAGAACAGGAACAUUUUGUACUCUAGACAUUUGUAUUAAUCGUCUGGAAGAUACUAAUACUGUUGAUAUUAAGAGUUCAGUAGAACGAAUUAGAUCACAACGUGCAUAUUCUAUUCAAACUGCUGAACAAUAUGUAUUCUGCCACUUGGCUCUUAUUGAGUAUGCACUGGCAAGAGGUUUUAUUAGCACGCCUCCAGAUCUUAGUGAAUUGAAUUCACUUGAUGAUUCAGACUGAAUAGUUAGCUAGCAUUGUAACUUAUUUAAUAAAUUUCCUUUAAAUUGUUAAUACAAUAUUAUGUAUAUGGAUAAUCAGAAAUAAGGGUGAACAUAUAUGGUCUAUAUGUGAUUGUUUCUAAUAAACUAUUAAAUUUUAUGAUA
Daktulosphaira vitifoliae (grape phylloxera) is the source of this 2360-nucleotide messenger RNA. It is a transcript of the gene Ptpmeg2, whose product is annotated as tyrosine-protein phosphatase non-receptor type 9. Bases 271 to 2217 code for a protein of 648 amino acids. The record is from RefSeq and is a predicted model, not a curated record. The transcript is spliced from 11 exons. NCBI's taxonomy places the organism in Eukaryota, Metazoa, Arthropoda, Insecta, Hemiptera, Phylloxeridae. Gene Ontology annotation, biological process: protein dephosphorylation. Gene Ontology annotation, molecular function: protein tyrosine phosphatase activity.